Messenger RNA from Pungitius pungitius (ninespine stickleback), 2167 nucleotides. RefSeq names its product calsequestrin-2-like. Lineage: Eukaryota; Metazoa; Chordata; Actinopteri; Perciformes; Gasterosteidae. Gene Ontology annotation, molecular function: calcium ion binding. Gene Ontology annotation, biological process: regulation of cardiac muscle contraction by regulation of the release of sequestered calcium ion. The coding region runs from base 225 to 1454 and encodes 409 amino acids. The transcript has 11 exons. Gene Ontology annotation, cellular component: sarcoplasmic reticulum lumen; Z disc. The record is from RefSeq and is a predicted model, not a curated record.
CGGAGAGAGAGGAGGAGACAGAAUACAGGUGGAGAGAGAGAGAUAAAGGCAGAAGCAGAAGGAAAGAGUACAGGGAUGAAAUACUUGUGAGAAUAUUUCACAUUUGGUCGGGAGGUAACAGAGAUCAAAUCUAAAUCUCCUUUAUCUUCAAUAUUGCAACUCUCCAAGCUGGGCCUCGAGAGGUUCUCUGAUCUCUCUGCCAACUUUGUCUCCCGGCAACAAGGAUGCGGGGGACGUGGCUCUGCCUGCUGUCGGGCCUUUGCCUCCACCUGGUUUUCUUUUGCGGCGCCGAGGAAGGUCUGGAGUUUCCCAACUUCGACGGCAGGGACCGGGUGCUGGACGUCAGCGAGCGCAACUACAAGAAAGCUCUGAAGCGCUACGACCUGCUGUGCCUGUUCUACCACGAACCGCUGCCCGCCAGCAAGGGCCUGCAGAAGCGGUUCCAGAUGACAGAGCUGGUGCUGGAGCUCACAGCUCAGGUCCUGGAGAACAGAGACAUCGGUUUUGGGAUGGUGGACUCCCAGAAGGAUGCCAAAGUAGCCAGAAAACUGGGUCUGGAGGAGGUGGGCAGCUUGUACGUCUUCAAGGACGACAGAGUCAUUGAGUUUGAUGGCGAGCUCUCAGCAGACACACUUGUGGAGUUCCUGUUAGAUGUGCUGGAGGACCCGGUGGAAAUGCUCAACAACGCCAUGGAGCUGCGAGCCUUUGAGAGGAUGGAGGAGGACAUCCGCCUCAUUGGCUACUUCAAGGGAGAAGAUUCUCACUACAAAGCUUUUCAGGAGGCCUCGGAGCGCUUUCAACCUUACAUCAAGUUCUUUGCCACAUUUGAUAAAUCUGUAGCCAAGCAUCUCUCCCUCAAAAUGAAUGAAGUGAAUUUCUAUGAGCCGUUCAUGGAGGAGCCGGCCAUCCUGCCCGGCAGACCUCUGUCGGAGAUGGACAUCGUCGAGUUCGUCAACCAGCACCGAAGGGCUACCUUGAGGAAGCUCCGGGCAGAGAAUAUGUUUGAAACUUGGGAGGACGACAUGGACGGAAUUCAUAUUGUGGCGUUUGCUGAGGAGGAAGAUCCAGAUGGUUAUGAGUUCCUGGAGAUCCUGAAAGAUGUAGCAAGAGACAAUACCAACAACCCAGAGCUCAGCAUCGUCUGGAUCGACCCUGACGACUUCCCUCUGCUGACAACUUACUGGGAAAAAACCUUCAAGUUGGACUUGUUCAGACCUCAGAUUGGUGUGGUGAACGUCACAGAUGCUGACAGCGUGUGGCUGGACAUGUCCAACGACGAGGACCUUCCCACCCCAGAGGAGCUGGAGGACUGGAUCGAGGACGUCCUGUCGGGGAGGGUGAACACGGAGGACGACGAUGAGCCCGCCGACGACCAGGAGGACCCCGACGACUACGUCCCGGAGGACAGCAGCGAGAGUCACGACCCGGACGAGGAGGAUGAUGGAGGCGACUAACCCGAAGGCCGGAAGUUCAGACCCGGAGUGGAAGACUGAACAUGUUGGGCACAUUACAACCACAUUCACAUGCUUACAAGUUAAACCAAAUAAUUCAAAUGAGGUGAAAUUAACAGGCACAUUUACACAUCCAGCAGACGAGAAGCACCAUUAGCAUGUAUCGUCAAAUGAUAAAUGCUAGUCCAAUUUCAGCCCUCCCGCUAGCUUCGUUCCCCACUCAAAACAGAGCUAUAUUCUCUGGCUCUUGAGUUGCUAAAUGCUGCACAAUGUUAGCUAGUUGCUAUUCUUGCCCCACUGCUGCUUGGUGCUAGGCGGGAGUUAACAGUAUUACAUUUUCAUUAAGGUUCCUAAAUGAGGGAAACAAAAACAGAAUUAUCUAAGUGAACUCCUCUGAAUGCAAAUAAAAGGUGCUUCAUCUUCGCUUAGCAGAAGGCUCCAGAAAGUCAAUGUUUAUGGGUAAGAAAUCUUCCACAAUAAAGGAAGCCUAUGGUACUGUCCUUUCCAAAGUCCUCAUGAAUUCUUCUUCACAUCUUUGCUUGACCUCAUGAGUUUUUUUCAGAUAUCCAUCCCAUUCCACACAUUAUAUUGAUUGUAGCAGUUUCAAGAUUGAUGUAAAUUAUGUGUGACAAUAAAUAACACAUUUUUUUUAUAGUGAGUAGAAUUAAAAAUUGUUUUUGGGGGAUUUAUUCAGGACUUAAUAAAAGUACACAAAA